GAAAAGUUUGAGUCACUGAUUGUACCUAAGUCAACCUGACUAGGAUCUGUAAUGUAACGUGCACCUUUUUCUAAUUAUCAUAUCCCUUCGCCCACAAACUUCUGGUACUGCUAUACUGACUGCACCUACACAUCUGUCCUUCAAUUGCAGUUACAUACGGCGGUAGGAUUUGUGCCGAACCUCAUCUAGUCUAAGGACCGUCAUCUACUAAUGGCUCCUCCCAAGACCGAUCCUGCGGCAUCAGACACUUCCAUCCCCCUCUUUAAGUCUAUAGGUCUCUCUCAGGCUAAAGCGGCAGAAGCAGCAAAGAACGCCAAAAGCGCCAAUGUCCUUCGCAAUCUAAUCGCCUCAUACAAUCUUACCGAAGCUCGCCUUGAUGAAAAGCAGGCCACGGUCGUCACCGCACUUGCUGGUCAGCUAGCUAAGACGGAAUCUGUAGAACCUAGCGAACAAGCUUUCGCCGUGAAGGCAAUCUUGGAUGGCAAGCUCAAAUCCGUUGAUCAGGUCAAUGCUGCUGUCAAGUACCUCGAGAUAUCCAAAGCGCCCAUUAAUGAGCUUGAAUUCGAUACAGAGUGUGGUGUCGGCUUCAGCAUUACUUCCGAAAAGCUCUAUGAUACAAUCGCGAGUUACAUCCGCGAAAAUUCCGUCACUGGCUGGCCUAACCUUGGUUCCGUCAUUAGUGGAGUCAAGGCCAGCCCAGCUCUUCGAUGGGCGAACCCUCUGGAAGUUAAGAAUGCCGUUGAGAAGGCGUUUACUGAAACCUUUGGUGCGAAGGAGGCUGCGAAGCCAAAAGCUAAGGAUCCUAAGAAAGAAAAGGCUCCGCAGCCAACGGCAACUACAUCAGAGGCUGAUGCUGGCUCUGGUUCAUCCAAUAGAAAACCCGUUUUUGAAGAGGGAUUCUUAGGCGCUUUGCACAAACCAGGAGAGAACCCUCAGACCAGACCCGAACUUCGUGAGCAGCACCUACGCGUGACUGAUGGCCAAGUCUGGACACGUUUCCCACCGGAACCAAACGGCUAUCUGCACAUUGGUCAUUCCAAAGCUAUCUUCGUGAACUUUGGUUAUGCUGCGCACCAUGGGGGGAAGUGUUAUUUGCGUUUCGAUGAUACUAACCCAGAAAAAGAAGAGGCCAGAUAUUUUGAGAGCAUUAUCGAAGUUGUCCGAUGGCUGGGUUUCGAACCCUGGAAGAUAACCUAUUCCAGUGACUACUUUGAUCAGCUAUACGAUCUUGCUAUCGAGCUCAUAAAGCGCGACAAAGCUUACGUCUGCCAUUGUACCCAGGAGCAAAUCAAAGCUGACAGGGGCGAAAAAAUAUCAGCUCCUAAAGCCUGCGUGCAUAGAUCACGGCCGAUUCAAGAAUCGCUGGAUGAGUUCAAAAAGAUGACUGAUGGUUAUUAUCGACCCAAGGAAGCCAAUCUCCGGAUGAAGAUGGAUCUGACGGAUGGCAACCCUCAGAUGUGGGAUCUCACGGCGUAUCGUGUUUUAGAUGCAACCCACCAUCGUACCCUGGAUAAAUGGAAGAUAUACCCCACCUACGAUUAUACACACUGCCUCGUAGAUAGCUUCGAGAACAUCUCCCAUUCCCUCUGCACUACAGAAUUCAUUGCUUCACGCCAGUCAUACGAAUGGCUCUGUGACGCCCUGGACGUGUACAAACCGAGGCAAUCAGAAUUUGGUCGUCUUAAUCUUCAAGGGACGAUCAACUCAAAAAGAAAGAUUCUCCAGCUGGUAGAUGAAGGCUACGUUAGCGGAUGGGACGACCCUCGUCUCUACACCCUCAUUGCCCUCAGAAGGCGAGGCGUACCUCCGGGCGCAAUUUUGUCAUUUGUCAGCACGUUGGGUGUCUCAACGGCUGCCUCAAAUAUCCAAAUUGCCCGCUUUGAACAAACUCUGAGGCAAUAUCUAGAAGGCAGUGCACCACGUCUCUUCAUGGUCAUGCGUCCUCUCAAAGUCAUAAUCGAGAACGUUCCCGACGACUACCUCGUAAUGGUGGACAAACCGUUCCAUCCCAAGAAUCCCCAACUCGGAUCUUCACAGAUCCCAUUCACCCGCACGAUCUACAUCGACGCCGAUGAUUUCAGGCUGGAAGACUCAAAAGACUACUUCCGCCUGGCUCCUGGAAAGAGUGUUGGUCUAUUCCAAGCACCUUACCCAAUUACAUGUACAUCGUACAAGAUUGAUUCAGCCACUGGUGAGGUGACAGAGGUAUUCUGUCGUCUCGAGGAUUCUGGUACUCCUCCAAAACCCAAGGCAUAUAUCCAGUGGGUCGCAGAACAUGCAUCUUCUGGAAGCCCUGUUCGUAUCGACGAGACAAGGAUAUUCCACCCUCUAUUCAAGAGCGAUAACCCGCUGGCGGCUGUCCCCGACUUCAAGGCUGAUAUAAACUCUAACAGCAUGGAAGUUAUCAAGGGCGCCAUGGUGGAAGUUAGCUUCUGGCCGCUUGCAAAGCGGUCUAUCGCCGAUGCCCUCGAGGAGGCUCGGGCAAGAUCAGCGAAAUCCAAAGCAAUCCCAGGCGCGGGCUCCAAUGGCGCAGACACCCCAGAAAUCACGCCAGAGCAACUUGUCGGAAAGGAGUGCGUACGAUUUCAAGGUCUACGUGUCGCGUACCUUGCAGUAGAUUCAGACUCUCGCUUGAGUGCUCUGGAGGAACCCUCAGAUGUUACUCCUGGAAUUAGGCAAGGCGAUUAUUUGGUACUCAACCGCAUUGCAAGUUUGAAAGAAGAUGCUGGAAAGGGGAUGUGAACAGGCUUAUAUAUAUGACUAGUUUACGAUACGACAGGGUCAACAUCAUCAGAGCUAUGUAGUGGUCAGAUUUCAGCACGUGCGACCAAUAUUCAGAUUGUAGAUCUCACUGCGCGCACUCAAUACAACG
This is a messenger RNA of Suillus subaureus, 2872 nucleotides long. Its product is annotated as glutaminyl-tRNA synthetase. The coding region runs from base 211 to 2742 and encodes 843 amino acids. The record is from RefSeq and is a predicted model, not a curated record. Gene Ontology annotation, biological process: translation; glutaminyl-tRNA aminoacylation. The transcript is spliced from 6 exons. Lineage: Eukaryota; Fungi; Basidiomycota; Agaricomycetes; Boletales; Suillaceae. Gene Ontology annotation, cellular component: cytoplasm; cytosol. Gene Ontology annotation, molecular function: ATP binding; glutamine-tRNA ligase activity.